AUGCUUCUAUCAAGAUGUACAAGGUUUGGUAUAAGGUCCGUUCAUUUUCCUACUGCACAUUUGGAUAAAGGUCGUGUAUCAUGGAAAGUAGCAUUGGACCCCAAUACACCGAAAGAAAGAUCCGUUAAAGCAUUCAAAAGUUCAUUGCACAACACCAUCGAGCGCAAUGCAUGGCCCUCAGAGUCUUCGCCGGAAAGAGAGGUCCUCAUAGAGUUAAUUAACAAUCUCUCACUACCCCACGACACCCUAAAGAAACAAAUUCGAAAAUUGUAUCAAAUGAUUUUUCAACACAGAGUCAGUGAUGAAGAUAUAUACAAGGCAAUAACGAAGUUCAAUUCGCGCACAAUUGUUAAUGUCAUCACACCCAAACCAAUUAAUUUGAAAAAAGAAUUACAGAACCUUAAGGUAACAGCAGAAAAGUAUGAAAAAGAGAGAGUACUGAAAGAACAAAAUCUGAAUGAGAAAUCGUUAUCGAUUAAUAAUGGAAUAAGUACCAAGAUGCAACAUGAGGUUGUUAACAGACAUCAAAAACCACCUGUAAAUAAUGCAAAGAAAGAAACGACGACUGAAACCAUUACAGAUCGCGACAUCAAUGCACUUAAAGAAUUUCUUGAGAAGGCUGAGAAGCAAGAGAAUGAAAUUAAAAAAUUUGUGCUCGAGCAACAAAGGAAAUACCAAUGGUCUCAUAACAAAGGUGCACCGACCCAACUAACUCCAGGAUCUCUAUUAUUUCAAAAACGCAUUCCUUCUGCUCGUAUAAGGAAGGUAUCUCCUUUCAUACCGCGCCUAGUUGAGUAUGAACGGUUAAUUCAUCCAUUUUCUUCCACUGAACUAACAAAAUUCUUAUCUUAUGACGUCGAGAAAUCAGUCUCAAAAGUGGAGCCAUAUGAUUCUACCUUCCUUGUUCACAUCCAAAAGAAAGAUCUUUUUGGUGUGAUAAACUGCGGUAGGAUUCCACCAGAACAAUUACUUGAAAUUAUCAAUCAAUAUGAAAACCAAGGAUGGAAAUUAUUUGGCGACAAUUCAAAAGGUAGCUACGAGGUAGUGUUCACAAAGAAAGUUGUAACUCCACCGUUAAUUGGAAGAAAUGGUAAAAUCGCACUGGGAUUAGCAAGUAUUCUAACUGGAUGUGCAUUUUUCCUACCCCCACUAUAA
Kluyveromyces marxianus DMKU3-1042 is the source of this 1155-nucleotide messenger RNA. RefSeq names its product Mrx4p (gene MRX4). The record is from RefSeq and is a predicted model, not a curated record. The transcript has a single exon. Lineage: Eukaryota; Fungi; Ascomycota; Saccharomycetes; Saccharomycetales; Saccharomycetaceae. The coding region runs from base 1 to 1155 and encodes 384 amino acids.